Sorex fumeus (smoky shrew) is the source of this 4182-nucleotide messenger RNA. RefSeq names its product HEAT repeat containing 6 (gene HEATR6). The coding region runs from base 2 to 3493 and encodes 1163 amino acids. NCBI's taxonomy places the organism in Eukaryota, Metazoa, Chordata, Mammalia, Eulipotyphla, Soricidae. The transcript is spliced from 21 exons. The record is from RefSeq and is a predicted model, not a curated record.
GAUGGCGGCUGUGCAAGUGGCAGGCGCGCUUCCAGGCGGGCCGCUCCGAGAUACAUCGCAGGAGCUGCUCGCUAAACCCGGCGAUGGAUUCCGCUGCCUGUCGGCCCGACUUUGCGCCCUGCGCCCGGACGACAGCAGCUCCGCCCGCACCGAGAUCCACCUACUCUUCGACCAGCUCAUCUCCGAGAACUACAACGAGGGCGGCGGCGGCGUGGCCCCGGAGGAUGUCAGUACUCUCCUUGUUCAAGCUUGCCGACUGGUGCCUCUUAACCAGAAUCAUCUUGUCAGCAAAGUAUCUCUACUUAUCCACCACUUACUUAACAGAUUACAGGUGAUUGUUGACGAGCAGAACUUGGAUUUCCUGCUGACAUACACUAUUUCAGCUCUUCACCAGUGUAGUUCCUGGACACACAUGAAAAUCCUGCAAGCCCUGGCAGCUCUGGUGUACUGCAAUGGCUCAAAAUGUCAAAAGUAUCUCCCAGACUUGCUAGGCAAAACGGGGCUGUUGGUGAAGAUGAGUGACUUGACUCAGUCUGACCCUGAAGUCAGGAGAGCAGCAGUGCACUGUAUGGCAAACUUAUGUCUCAGUGUGCCUGGACAGCCGCAUUUGGAGGAGCCCUACCAGAGUGUCUGCUUCCGAGCUUUCUUGACCACUUUGCAAGCUCCUCAGUCACCUGAUACGGAUGAUAUCACCUUUUGCAUGUUGUUACAAAAUGCGUUAAAAGGUGUGCAGUCACUUUUGAAUGGUGGGAAGAUGAAACUGACACAGACCGAUGAACUCGGAGCUCUGCUUGCUGUGCUGAAGAAAUCCAUGUUUCAUGGACUCCCUGGACUGAACAUAGAGAUGCCCACAGUAUUAUACCCGACUCCACUUCCUCAGUAUGACGGGCGACCCCCUGCCAAACCCCAACAGCCAGAAUCCGAUGCUUCUCGACCAGUCCUGAAUAAAAAGAAAAAGCCAAAAGUAAAGCCCAAAAAAAGCCAGCAUGGAGAUGAGGAGGAAGGGGAGGAGGAGGACGAAGAGUCCAGUGGUGGAAGAGGAGCUGCCCCCCAUCUGGGUGUUCAGAGUGUGGUGGUCGCUGCAAGUGUCGCUGCAGGAAAAGUCCCAGUCCCCUCAUUCUCCAGUUCCUCCGGCUGGAAGAGGGUCAGCAGCAGUGAGUCGGACUACUCUGAUGCAGAAGGAGGCAUGCAAAGUAAAAUUAGGUCUUACCAGGCCAGAGUGCGCCAAGGAGCAUUAACUUGUUUUCUUUCUACAAUAAAAUCAAUAGAAAAAAAAGUCCUCUAUGGCUACUGGUCAGCCUUUGUUCCUGAUACGCCAGAGCUGGGAAGCCCCCAGUCCGUGUCCUUGAUGACCCUGAUAUUAAAAGACCCUUCUCCCAAGACCCGUGCCUGUGCCCUGCAAGUUUUAUCUGCCAUCUUGGAAGGCUCAAAGCAGUUUCUUUCUGUGGCUGAAGAUACCAGUGACCACAGAAGGGCUUUUACUCCCUUCUCUGUAACUGUCGCUUCCAGCAUUCGAGAGCUGCAUCGGUGUCUUUUGCUGGCUUUAGUGGCUAAAUCGUCCUCACAGACUCUUAUUCAGAUAAUUAAGUGCCUUGCAAAUUUAGUAUCAAAUUCACCAUACAACCGUCUGAAACUCAGCCUGCUGACCAAAGUCUGGAACCAGAUAAAGCCUUAUAUUCACCAUAAAGAUGUUAACGUUCGUGUGUCCAGCCUCACACUCUUGGGAGCCAUCGUUUCCACCAAUGCACCUUUACCUGAAGUCCAGCUGCUGUUACAGCAGCCCUACUCUUCUGGGCUCAAUAGCAGUUCAGCGACUCCCGACUGGUGGAAGAAAUCCCCGUCGGGAUCUGUGCGGGACGACCCAUCAGUGGGCUCCCCCCAGGACUGUGCCGAGCCCUGCUGGCUGAUCCGACUCUGCAUUUCCACUGUUGCGCUGCCCAAGGAAGACUCGUGCUCCGGGACCGAUGCUGCCUCUGCCACGGGAAGCAUCUAUAAGCCGUGCCCUGUGCGACUGGAGGCCUUACAGGUUUUGGCUCAUCUGGCAAGGGGCUACUUUUUCAUAACCCAGGUCUAUUUGAUGGAACUUGGAGAGAUGAUCUGCAAGUGUAUGGGGGAGGCAGAUUCCUCUAUUCAGCUUCAUGGAACAAAGCUUCUGGAAGAGUUGGGUACAGGCUUAAUACAACAGUAUAAAUCAGAUUCUCCCACAGCACCUGCUCAGCGUGUACCAGUCCCCUUGGUCGUAGCCUUCUGGACUAUGAUGCUGAACAGUCCUUUGCCCAGAGCCCUGCAGAAUUCCGAACACCCCACUCUACAGGCAAGCGCCUGUGACGCCCUGUCCUCCAUCUUGCCAGAAGCCUUCAGCAGCCUGCCGAAUGACAGGCAGAUCCUGUGUCUCACCAUGCUGCUGGGGCUGAAUGAUAGCAAGAACCGGCUAGUAAAAGCAGCGACCUCUCGGGCCCUUGGUGUCUACGUGCUUUUCCCCUGCCUGCGACAGGAUGUCAUCUUUGUGGCCGACACAGCAAAUGCAGUAUUGAUGUCACUUCAAGACAAGUCACUGAAUGUCCGGGCCAAAGCAGCCUGGUCCCUGGGCAACCUGACGGACACUCUUAUCACCAACAUGGAUUCACCAGACCCAAGUUUCCAGGAAGAGUUUUCUGGUCUUCUGCUCUUGAAGAUGUUGCAGACAGCCAUAGAAGCAUCCAAGGACAAAGACAAGGUGAAAAGCAAUGCAGUUCGUGCCCUUGGAAAUUUACUUCAUUUUCUGCGACCAUGUCACAUAGAAAAACCCAGGUUCUCUGAGAUCAUUGAGGAGUCUAUCCAAGCCCUGAUUUCUGCUGUUUUGGCAGAGGCUGCCAUGAAAGUUCGCUGGAACGCAUGCUAUGCAAUGGGGAAUGUGUUUAAAAACCCGGCUCUCCCUUUAGGAACAGCCCCGUGGACCUCGCAGGCCUACAAUGCCCUCACCUCGGUCGUGACAUCAUGCAAAAACUUCAAAGUGCGCAUCCGAUCGGCUGCAGCCCUUUCUGUCCCAGGCAAGAGGGAGCACUAUGGGUCCGUGGGCCAGUACGGCCGGAUCUGGAACGCACUGGUCACUGCCUUGCAGAAGAGUGAAGAUACCACAGACUUUCUGGAAUUUAAAUACUGUGCCAGUCUGCGGACUGAGAUCUGCCAGGCGCUGAUUCACCUGCUGAGCAUGGCCAGUGCCUCAGACCUGCCCUGUAUCAGAGACUCCCUGGAGCUGAACAGGGACAUGGUCCAGGCCUACGUCCUGCAGUUUUUAAAGUCUGGAGCAGAGAGAGACGACAUCGGCGCACCCCACAGCUCCCAGGAGAGAGGCCAGAUGGUCAGAAACGCUCUGGAGCACAUACGCUGUGUCCAGGCACUGCCCGGAGACAUGUCCAAAGGCGCCCUGGUGGACUUUUUAGAAACAGUCCUGACUCAGCAUUCCCACUCGUCGGCGUCGCCAGAAGCACCCCUGAAACGGACAGAUCGUUGAAUAUGCUGUAUCUACCUUCCAGGUGUCCAAUGGGAGUCGGAAGACGACGUGUGAGACUCAGAUGAAACGUACAAAGGGUUUCCUUUCAGGUGAAGAAGACCAUCCACUGUUUAUGGAGAAUGAGCUGACAGCGAUUUCAGUUUUUCUCCAGGAGCCUGGCCGGUGUGGAGAGGGGGCCUGUGUUGCGGGUGUGUUCCGGGUUGUUGGGAUCUCUGAUCUGUUCAACUGGGAGCCUGCAAGUUAGACUAUGAGUGGAUUGUGAAGUGUGUAUGGACAAAGAAUUGGGGUGUAAUAAAAUAAUUUUAAAACUAGAAUGUUUCUAGUUGUGUAUAUUUUUAUGUUUCUGGGAAGUAUUUCUCUUUUAUAAUAAAAAAGUGAAAACCAGAUCUGGUUUUUGUCAAGUUACGUUUAUGGCAAGCUACAAAGUACUAACAUUUGGCCAGUUUGUGCUGGUUACAGCUGCUUCCAUUGCUAAAAUACUGCCUGAACAGGACACCCACUGUGCGCCUCCCAGGAUCUCCUAGACCAAGAGUUAACUCCUGGCCUGCAGGGCCAUUCCCUAGGCCAGCACAUGACCACUGGCUCCACUUCCCACUGUCCUAGAGAGGGUGGUCCCCUGUGCUCCAUUGAUAGGAACACUGCCCUCUUAGAGUUUGUGCCUUUAAGAGUUUUUAUAGGGCCACACCUAG